Molecule: messenger RNA, 3230 nt
Organism: Thrips palmi
Lineage: Eukaryota; Metazoa; Arthropoda; Insecta; Thysanoptera; Thripidae
Gene: Slip1
Product: PDZ domain-containing RING finger protein 4
Exons: 11
Coding region: 505-2718 (737 amino acids)
Molecular function (GO): protein binding
Source: RefSeq, a predicted model, not a curated record
CGUGCGUGCCGUGCCGUCUCCGCGUGCGUUGUGCGUCCUCUCGUCGUCCGUGCCGCGUGUGUUCGCGUGCGCGUGCGCUCCGGACGAGUCGAGACGCGUGCCGGCGCCCCGCCUGUCCGCGUCGCGAGUGCCGAGUGGGUUUUGUUUUUUGGCGGGAAAACGACCUCACCCGCCGCGACGCCGCCGCAACCAGUGUACGCGUGCCGGGCCUUCCCUGUCAGUGUUCAGUGCUUUCGGGAGUCACUGACCAGUGGCACGGACUCAAGCCCAAGGAUUACUUGAUUGCUUGCUCAGUGAAGGGCUCUCGGCCUGUCAAGUGUGUUAGUGAGUGAGAGUGUGUGUGUGGCCAGACGGAUCGCAUCUUCGUGUUUUCUUUGUGACUGACCGUGUUGGUCCACGCCGCCCCGCGCGUGUCUGCCCGGCCGUCUGUCCGGUCGGCCGGCCGGUCGCCAGCUCGGUCUGCCCGGGCCGCCACGCCGCGCUACGCCCCAGAGGAUGUGAUGCAUGCCUCCAGGGGCGUGGGCUCGGCCCAGCCUGCCCUGCCCGGCCCGUGCAGCUGCAACCCGUAGGCGUGUGGGCGAACCGACGACGGAGCCUUCCGCUGUGGACGCCGCCAUGGAGUUUGUCGUGCUCAAGGUGAACGGGCGGGACGUGUCCCCGCACGAGGCGGCCCGGGCGCUGCGCGCCUCGGACGACCCCCUGGUGGUGACGCUGAAGCGCAUGAAGCUGGCGGGCACGCCGCCGCCGGCCGCGGCCUCGUCGCCGCCCUCGCCGUCCGGGACGACGUCCGGGACGACGGCCACCCCGACGACGCCCUCCGCCACGGUGGCGGCCUACGCCACCGCCUCCGUGGAGGUGCAGACCGACGACCUGUGGUCCGACUGGGCCGCCGAGGACGCCGACGGCGCGCCGGAGCGCAGCCUCCACGACAUCCUGGAGCAGGACAUCGACCUGGAGGAGGUGACGCUGGUGCGCAGCGAGGUGGAGGAGACCCUGGGCAUCACGCUGUCCUGCUCCUGCAGCUCGGGCUCGGACGACCUGGACACCGAGGUGUACAUCGCGGCCGUGGAGCCCAGCAGCCUGGCGGGCCGCGACGGCCGUCUGCAGCGCGGCGACCAGAUCCUGCAGGUGAACGGCGAGGACGUGACCACCAGGGAGCUGGCCGAGCACAUGUUCAACAGUCCAGCCAACUCCAUCACCCUCCUCGUCAGCCGAUAUUUCUCGGAGGACGAGCCCGACGACGAGGAGCUCGAGUCCUGUCCGCGACCCUCGUGCGGGAAGCCCAUCAAGCCCAGAACGCCCACCCACGCCAAGCAGUUCCACUCGGGCAGGGACACUCCAGACGACGGCUCGACGGACAGGCGUUCGGACGGGUCCAGCGACCGGCGCUCGGACGGCUCGACAGACAGGCGGUCGGACACGUCGACGGACAGACGCUCGGACUGCUCGGACACCACCGCCACCACGGCCUACAUCAACGUGCAGCCGGCCGCCGCGCCCGGCGUGGUCGCCAAGGCCCCGGCCAACGGGCCGCCCUCGGGCACGCCGACGUCCGCCUCGGUCAGGAGAAAAGAGUCGUCCAAGCGGCCGGCCGGCGACGACAGCAACAAUGCCCCCGCGCCGCCCGGCUCCGCGGUGGCCUCCAGGAGGUCGCAGCGGACGCUGCCGCCGACAGGUGCCGCCAACGGCGGUCCCCCGGGGUCGCGGUCCACGACGCGGUCCUUGCCAGGCUCCCUCCCCGGCGUGGCCGCGCACCCGCUGCGCGCGCCCAGCAGCGAGCACAUCUACGAGACCAUCCCCGAGUCGGACUCCGAGCACAUCUACUGCGAGCCCUACGAGCCCACCGCGGAGUACACCAACGUGGUCAACGGGCAGCCCCCACGGCCCCUGCUCACGCUGCAGCUGAGAAACGGCCGCGAGGACAGGGCGACGCUGAGGCUGGGUCCCACGGCCGCGUCGCAGGCCUCGCCGUCCGGGAGGCAGUCGGGCGGCUCCUCCUCCGGGCCGUGCUCCACCAUGUACACCAACGCCGCCAACCUGCAGCACACCAUCGAGGUGCAGCAGGAGCUGUUCCGCCAGAGCCUCCGGCAGACGACGCCGACGUCCAGCAGCCGGCCGCCGCUGCCGCUACCCUCGCCGUCGUCGGCGAGCAGGCACCGGGGCUUGACGUUCCCGCAGCCUCCAGUGUGCCCGUUCCCGCCGCCGCCGCCGCCCGUCCCCGCCGCGCCCGCGCCCAGCGACGCCAAGAUGGAGUGGAAGGUGAAGCGGCGCGCCGACGGGUCGCGGUACAUCACCAGGAGGCCCGUCAGGACCAGGGUGAUCCGGGAGGCGCUGCGGGACCGCGCCGCCCAGCUCCGCGACGAGCGCGCUGGCUUCUCCACCGAGGACGACACCGCGUCCGAGCUCAAGAUGGGGCGGUACUGGACCAAGGCGGAGCGCAAGCAGCACGUGCGCCGGAGAAGGCAGCAGCAGGUGACGCUGGACGCGCUGGAGCAGCCCAAGCAGAGCCUGCACGUCGAGGAGGACGGCGCGCGUCGCCAGGGCGCCGCGGCGGACCCCCAGCACGCCCAGCAGCCCGGCCACAAGAAGACGGCGAGGAAGAAGAGCAACCUGAGCAACGUCGACGACUUCAAGACAGUGCAGGAGCUGCUGGCCCAGGGCAGCCGGGCCACAGUCAACGCCAAGAUGCUGGGGCUCUUGUCCGUAACGACAGUGUGAUAAUUGUGUUCUAGCUGACCUCUACCGGUCUCUUAGCGGUCCAUGUCAUUUAAUUUCUCGGAUAGAUUCAGGGCUGUCCCAUGUUCCAUUUUUUGUUUUUGUGUAAGACUAAGUUUCAUUACCUCUGUAUCGUAACAUUCCUCCUUUCCAAGUCAUGAUGUAUGUUCAGUUUGUCCAUCGUUUGCAAAGCGGUCUUCUGUUUUGAACUUUGGUCUUGAUUUGUGAAAUUUAAUUUCCUAGAGGAAUAAGAUUAUUGUGAUUCAAAAAGUCAACUAAGUAUGUACUUGAUUAUGUUUCAGCCUUAUGAUAUAUUAUUGUAAGAGAGGGAAGGUGUUCUGUUUUAGUGAUGAAGUUAUUUUGUACAAUUUUUGAUGGGGUAAUGUCCUGCGUAGUAUGUAGUUGUGCCAGAAAGUGCUCUAUGUCAUUAGAAAUGUAAUUUAAAUUACUCUUUGUUUGGUGAAAAAUGUUACCACGUUCAUUACAUGGAAAAGAAUAAACCUCGAUCAGAUAAA